CAGGGAGGAAACAGCACCCAGCCAGCAAAGAGGAAAGCUUUGCAUUUUGCAUUGCUUAAAGUUGGCUCUCUAGGGAAGGUUGCAGCUUUGCAGAGCUUGCAAUUGGCAAGAGGCUUAAAGGAACUCUGAAACAUGGCCAGGUCCCACUUUCUUUCAUGAAAGAUGCGGCGAUUCUUGCUUGGAAUAUGACAUCUCUUCUGUUAGACUGGUAGGAGACAGUGCUGCCGACUGCAGAUGAUUUUCCUGCCAAAGGGCUGAAGGCCAAGACUUUGGGUUCCAGAUGCCGUCUCCUUUUCCUGGAAAGCCAUUUUGAGAAGUCAGUAGGAGUGGGUGGGCCAAGACUAUACCCCUUCAGGGAGCAACCUGCUUACCCCUUUCCUCUCCGCUCAACUCUGGCCCACUCUUCUUUGGCCAUCCGGAAGGGCCAUCCUUCACCCCCUGGUGGGUUUGGAUACAUCUUCCUCCCUGGUCACUCAGGUGGGAUCCAAGAUGGCGCUGGGGCGAGGGGAAACGGCUUCCCUUCACCUUCAGUUCCCAGGCACUUCAGAGCGAAGGUUGCAGACACCUCUUAAGGUGGAGGAGCAGGAACCCUCUGGGCAUGAACUUGGGGGAGGAAGGGUGCCACGUUUCCUCCCGGUUGGGUCCAUGCGGGAGUUUUUGGCCAGGGAAGCUCCCCAGCAGGUGAAGCAGGAACCCGACGAGGGGCUUCAACAGCAACAUCAGCAACGACAACAACCACAACCAGCACAACAGCAGCAACAGCAGCACUGGGAAUCCCAAAGGCAGGAGUUUCCCAAGACUGUGCAGUACCCCCAAUCUGGAUGGAGAAAUCCCCCGAUGCACAAAGCCCUGCCGUGGGAGACCAAUUCCUUUCCGGCUUCUUUUGAGGCUCCUCCAAACACUACUCAGUGGCCUUCUGGAGGAGGCUGGGUAACUCCAAGCCUUACGGAUUUCAGCCAAGACCCUCCGCCUGUCUAUAGCGAGCACAGAGAGCGAAGGAGUUAUGGGAACAUGAAAGAUGAGGUUCCCAAUGAAGAGGCCAUCAGCUUGGAGAUCCGGCGGCAGCGCUUCCGGCACCACCGCUACCAAGAGGCUGAGGGGCCCCGAGAGAUCUGCCGGCAGCUCCAAGAGCUCUGCCAUUUGUGGCUGAGGCCGGAGCGACGCACCAAAGAGCAGAUCCUGGAGGUCCUGAUCCUGGAGCAGUUCCUGACCGUCCUGCCUCAGGAGAUCCAGAACUGGGUCAGGGGCCGUGGGCCAGAGAGCUGUGCCCAAGCGGUGGCCUUGUCGGAGGAUUUCCUUAUGCGGCAGCGGGAGGCCCAGAGGAAGGAGCAGCAGGCGCUGUGGACAUUUGAGGAUGUGGUGAGGAACACACCCCUGCCACAACCGUUGCCGUAUCCGGGUGUGGCGCAGCAGGUCCAUUACCCCACCAUGGCAUUGCCGAUGCAGUACCCACCCAUGACCCAACAGACCCAGUAUCCCACCAUUGGACACCAGGUGCUUAACCCCAUCAUGUCAGAGAGAAUGUCGUUGCUUGCUGGGAGAACACUGAUCUGCCAGGAACCCAUGCCGGAAGGGGGAAGGAACCUUAGGCCGUAUGGACCUAUCCAGGAAUUCCGGAGACCCCUCACGAACGCCGAGCGGAUGCGGAACCGAAGGAUGCGGAAUCGAAAGCAGCGCCUGGAGACCAGCAUGCAGCUCGUUGAGUCGGCUUCGAGGGCUCCCUCGAUGCUUUUGGACGCCAUGCGAGGGUUGCACCGCCAGGACCUGAAGGCCUUUGACCGGGCCAGGCAGGAGGAAAGGCAACACCGCAAACAGGAAAGGCGCCAAGACCGAGCCAUGUCCCAGCUGAUGGUUAACGCCAUUGAACGCUCCCACAAUGACCUAGGAGAGUUCUUGGGGAGACAGACCACCACCAUGGCAGCCAUAGCAGCCGUAUUUACUGGUCAGAGGGCUCCUUCACAAGGACCAAACCUUAGCCACAGUUCUCAUCAGGGUCACAAUAACCCACACUGGGGCCUGCCAGUAUCCAGAGCCUCGCUACCACCCAAUCAUGUGCCUGGUAUGCCUUCAGAGCCCAUGGCUGGGCCUGUAAUACCAUGUCCGGUACCACCUCUGGCCACCCCUGGUGACAUCUGUGAUCCCAUCCCCGAACCAUCAUCCCCAACAAAUGGCCCUCGGGAGGACACAACUCCAGAUUCCCCCACACCGUCUACCUCAGAUGCCACCUCACGGACCCUUGACACAAAACUGGUGCACCGAGGGACAAAAAGGAAGAAGUGGGAAUGAUAAGAGUUGACCGCUCUUUUUUUGAAGUUUUUAAUCAUCAAAUGUUGACAUAAAUUGCUCUUCAAAGUGAGACCUUUCUCACUCAAGAUGAGAUGGAAUCUCAUCCUCAUCCUCAUUUUAAAACAAAACACUUGAACUUGUUUUGAAUUACAACUCCCAGAAUCUUUCAGCCAGCAGGCCGCUAGCAAAUUCUGGGAGUUGUGGUCUAAAAAGGUCCCUUUUAGAAUAUCUUUGGUUUUAGCAGGAUAGCCUUGAUAUCUAUGCAAAAUGAUGUAGAUAAAAUCUCAUACUGCUAACCAAGGAGAACUAUAGGGGUCAGAGCCUGCAGCGUUCACAGUGGGUAAAAAAUGUGGGCACUGGAUUUGGCAGUCCAGGGUGGAUCUAUUGUGCAGCUCUGGGCAAGUCAAACUUGCCCAUCUGUAAAAUGGGAAUAACUAACCUACUUUGCAAGGUGAUUGUGGGACAGCUGUGCAAACCCAAAGAAACAUAACUGUGUAGGCCAUUUUGUUCUGCUUCUCAAGCCAUUGGAGUGGGGGAAAGUGGGCAGGAAACUCAAAGAAUCUGGGCAGCAGGGGACUCUGGGAGGGACUAUUAAAAAACUCAACAUUUCUAUGCCCUGCAAAAGCAGCGCUACAUCUCAAGCCCCACUCUGGCCUGACAACUAUUUUUCACUUACAUUUUAUUUAUUAUAUUUAUUAUAAAAGUCUAUAUUGUGCUUGUCCAUGCUAACAUACUCAAGUUGGCAAGCAGCAAUGAAUUGAAUACUCCCUAGACUGCAAUAAUAGAUACAGUAAAAUGCUAGCCUAAUAAGAAGUCAAGGGAAGAUAAAACUAGCAGCUGCUGCCAGACUUGAAAGCAAAGCUGUAGAGUGUACUAUUCUACUUUUUAAAAGCAGUUUGUCCUUGAAGCUUCUGGAAGUUGGAAGACUGCUGUUAAUGUGAUUGCUGUUGUGCUCAUUUUGCAGAUGGGGAACUGAGGCUGAGUAUCAGUAGAAUAUGAUAUUAAAAAGAAAGAAGAGAAAGCAACAUGUAUGAUGGUUUUGCUUUGAAGUCUUCACAUUCUUCUUCACUAGGGUUCGAUUCCUGCUCGGCCAUAAAACCCGCUGGGUGACCUUGGGUAAAUCACAUUCUCUCAUCCUCAGGGGAAGGCAAUGGCAAACCUUUUCUGAAUAAAUCUGAUAGGUUCGCCUUAGAAGUUGGAAACGACUCAAAGGCAAACAGCAACAACAAAAAAAUGGAUAGCAUCCUGAAACAGGUAAAUUUUCACACCUGUGUGCAUUUGUCCUUUCUGGUGCGAAGAGCUGCUCGCCCAUUUUUGGUGCCACCUUACCAAGCGAACAGGGUACCACUCUAGUUCCUUCUUUUGUCUAGGCCUAUACAUUGGAAACUUGGUGGCAACGAUUAAAACAAGGAAUUCUGUGGUGCCAUUAGGGCUUAAUAACAUUAUUUCAGCAUGAACUUUUGUGGAAUACAACCGAUUUCCUCAGCUGCAUGAAGAACAAUCGAUGAAACCUCAUGCUAAAAUAAAUCUUGAUCUUCUAGGUGCCACGAAUUGUCCUUUUUAGUGUUACGCUGGAAUCGAUUACGUCACGAUACUCGAUCUUUGCAGUAAAGUUGAGAAACAACACAACUUUGGAAAUUGGGUUGCUGUGCCUGUUCUUUUACUGGACACUGGACAUGCCGGCUCUAGUUGAAGUAGAAGGGAAAGUGAUUGUGCCCUGUGGCACCCUUGUGGCAUCUCACUCUAAGAUGGCCUCCACAACCAUCUACAGGUUGAGACUUACUUGGCCAGGUUGGGAUUAAAAGUGAGGACAAAACAAGUGGGAAAAACCACAUUUCACACUGCAUCCUCAGAUACCACAUCUGAAACCAUGGUCUGAAAUGUGGUUUGAGCAUUGGACUACUACUCUGGAGACCAGGGUUCGAUUCUCAGCUCGGCCAUGGAAACCCACUGGGCAACCCCCCUCUGAACAAACUCCAAGAAAGCUUCAGCAUAUAGGGUCACCAUACGGUAUAUCAGAAAUGACUUGAAGAUACACGACUAAUUUACAGCAUACCAUAUGCUCUCAGCCACAGAAAAAACCAUGUGAUAAGGUUGCCAUAAGUUGGAAACGUUCUGAAGGUACACAGCAGCAACCAGGUUGAGUGGACCUCUCUUAGCAGUGAUUCAUUGUGUAUUCCUGGAUGACAAAGGGUUGAAAUAGAUGGUCUUUGAGGUCCCUUAUGACCCUAUGUUCUCUUAUCAUUGAUCACGCUGGUUGAGAGAAGUUGAAAUGGUAUGGGGAAACAAAGGGUUGGAUAGCACUGAGGUCAAUACCUGUUUUUUUGUGUCUGUUUUUUAUUCAGCCUGCUUCAGUUGUUGCUUGUGUGCCUGUCUUGGUGUGUCAAAACAGGUGCAAAAUCUAUUGAAUAAACCAAACAGCAACAUCCAAGGUACAGUCAUUCUGAUUCCAGUGAC
Messenger RNA from Sceloporus undulatus (fence lizard), 4743 nucleotides. RefSeq lists its product as uncharacterized. NCBI's taxonomy places the organism in Eukaryota, Metazoa, Chordata, Lepidosauria, Squamata, Phrynosomatidae. The record is from RefSeq and is a predicted model, not a curated record. The transcript has 4 exons. Bases 490 to 2286 code for a protein of 598 amino acids.